Messenger RNA from Lepus europaeus (European hare), 405 nucleotides. Its product is annotated as lymphocyte antigen 6G6e-like. Lineage: Eukaryota; Metazoa; Chordata; Mammalia; Lagomorpha; Leporidae. Gene Ontology annotation, molecular function: acetylcholine receptor activator activity; transmembrane receptor protein serine/threonine kinase activity; acetylcholine receptor binding. Bases 1 to 405 code for a protein of 134 amino acids. Gene Ontology annotation, biological process: acetylcholine receptor signaling pathway; desensitization of G protein-coupled receptor signaling pathway. The transcript has 3 exons. Gene Ontology annotation, cellular component: plasma membrane. The record is from RefSeq and is a predicted model, not a curated record.
AUGGGCCCCACCAGCAUCUUCCUCUGCGUCCUGUUCCUCUCUGGGGCACUGGGUCUCACCACUUCUCCUGCCCAGGGCCGGCUCCGCUGUUACACCUGCAGCUUCGCCAAACCCUGCUACCCUGUUCCCACCGAGUGUCGGGAGGGGGAAGCUUGUGGCAUCAGCACUGGCACCUCAGAUCAGAACGAGAUCAUCCAACGGAAGGGCUGCCUCCCACGGGCACAGUGCCUUCUGCCGGGCCGUGCCACCUACUGGUCACGCUCCUAUAUUCUGCGGCACGAGUGUUGUGAGCAGGACCUGUGCAACACGGCCACCAAGCCACAGGGGCUCCCCAGCCUCCUCCUCCUCCUCCCCCUGCUCCUCCUCGCGGCUGGCACCGCCUGGGGAGGCGUCUUCCUCCGCUAG